Entamoeba invadens IP1 is the source of this 1452-nucleotide messenger RNA. RefSeq names its product importin subunit alpha, putative. Gene Ontology annotation, molecular function: nuclear import signal receptor activity. The record is from RefSeq and is a predicted model, not a curated record. Gene Ontology annotation, biological process: NLS-bearing protein import into nucleus. The transcript has 2 exons. Gene Ontology annotation, cellular component: nucleus. Lineage: Eukaryota; Evosea; Mastigamoebida; Endamoebidae. Bases 1 to 1452 code for a protein of 483 amino acids.
AUGUCAUACCGUAAAGAGAAAACAUUUUCUUCGUUAUGUGCCGAGCAUCAAGCCAGCCACAACACCCUUCGCACAUCUGUUCGUGAAGAGUUUUUUGCUUCCAAGCGACAAAUAGAAGGUGAAUUUAUUCCCGUCGUUGUUGUUCCCAAUGAAGCGGGCCUUCGGGAGGUCAUAGCGCAAAUCAAGUUGUGUGACGUUCAAGCGAUGUCGACGUAUUCCUCAUACUUUUCCGAGACUAACAUGCUUCCUUUUAACUUACUGAUCGAGUUGAAUGCCUUUGAACCUUUAUUUAAUCGAGCGAUCAAUAACAACGACGACACCUUCAAUGAGAAAUUCAUGAUGUUCACCACAAACUUUCUCGUGAACAAUCAAAGUGACAUAUUUGGGCGUCAAUUGAUUAAUAUGGGCUUUAUUAAAGUCGUUGACAAGUUACUCGACUCGACAAGUCAAACUGUAGUUCUUCGCUGUUUAACAACGGUGUCAAAUUCCCUUGCAAAUUCAGCGUCGAAUUCCGACGCUUACAUUCGCUUUGGAAUUUUCGAAAGAGCCAUGUCGGUGAUACAGAAAUACAAAACAUUCGAAACAUUGCAGACUAUUACCUGGCUCUUUUCUAAUAUCUGCAGAACAAGGCUGACUACAGACUUCACAGAGAUGACCAAAAUCGCCGAUUUUUUCUUGUCGAUUCUCGUCGAUUUCGACAAAUACUCGGACCAAAUAGUGUCGGACGCGUUAUGGGGUGUCGGGUAUCUUGCUCAAACGCGACACUAUGAGUCCUUUGUGACUAGCAAAGAGUUGCUCGACACUAUCUUCCAAAUCCUCCGUCAUGGACAAUACACCAAUUUAACGUUACGAUUUCUAGGAAAUUACGCCUCGCGAAAUGGGCAUGAAAUCGACUUGAUAGUUGAUGCAAAUGUAUUUAGUUUGAUUGAAAAUGCAGUGAUGACCACGACGAAGUCGUCAACGAUCAAAGAGGCGUAUUGGGUCUUGUCAAAUAUCAUUGGUGGAGAGAACGCGACUUACUGCAAAACACUGGUAACUACAACUCAAUUAAUCCAAGCAGCCGUCGAGGCAAUCAUGCAAACAAAAUUCGAUAAUAAAGUGUUGGACGAGAUGGAGUUUGUCGUCAGCAAUUUGUUAUAUAUCUACGACGACGAACUGAUAGCGUACAUCCUAUCGCGAUGUUUAGAUGUGAUUCGAGUCUAUAUCAUUAUACUCCAAACAAGCAGAAACACACAACUCAUUUCGAGCACUUUACAAGCAGUGUUUAACGUCUUAACAUUCGGACAGAAGAAUGGAACUGAUCUUGUGGAUGUCUUUGUAGCGUUAGGAUUGCCUGAUGUUCUUGAAUCCAUUGCGAUCUACUGCACCGACAGAACAAAGAAAUUGGUCCGUGGCUUGAAAAAACAAUUCUUCCCAGAAGGGAGUGAAGCAACUUCACUCACCGACCUUUAA